GGAGCGGAAUGGUCACUGCUGAUCGGUAUGGCUCGAACACCACGUCAUUGCCAGGAAGCAGCCUUCACAAUCGCCAACGAGCGGCUGCUCGACCUGACCCCAGACCAGGUGAACCUGCACGGGGGAGCAGUGACCCUAGGCCACACCAUAGGCGCAUCAGGGGCGCGUGUGCUCAUGUCGCUGCUCUCCUGCCUCGCUGCCAUGGAUUUGAAGCGCGGCGUCAGCGAUGUGCAUCAGUGGCGGCAGUGCCACGGCAGUGGUGGUGGGGCACAGGCCGGGGCACUGGUAGCAGCAGGAGGUGUAGGCCAAGGAGUGAAGCGCCAAUUUACAUGGGAACUGGGCCCUUCCUCAUCCACCUCCCCCUUCCCACUCACGCCCUUCUCCCCAUGCGGUUGA
Molecule: messenger RNA, 396 nt
Organism: Closterium sp. Naga37s-1
Lineage: Eukaryota; Viridiplantae; Streptophyta; Zygnematophyceae; Desmidiales; Closteriaceae
Source: the annotation of a GenBank genome assembly